This is a messenger RNA of Clonostachys byssicola, 631 nucleotides long. Lineage: Eukaryota; Fungi; Ascomycota; Sordariomycetes; Hypocreales; Bionectriaceae. The record is from the annotation of a GenBank genome assembly.
UUUUCGUCAAAUAUCGUCAUAUCUGGCGUCAGCCGAAUCGAUGCGCAUGAAAUCGCACCAGGCAUCAUCGAACAAAAACAAAACGACCUUUUGCAUAUUGGACCUUGACAGAAUCCUAUUCUCAGUGACGAAGAACAACAGCGUGCUGGUCAACGAUUUGUGGACAUAUACAGUGCUGGAGGCAAGACUACGUGCCUCUAUAAACCAGACACGUGCUUUGACCGUUGGAGCAAAUUGGUUUAUAACACUUCGUGGAAUCCCAUAUCGAACUACAGAAGAUGGGCAGAUCUAUGGAUACUCUAGUUAUUCCCGCCAUGAAGGAAGUGUUGGAAGUGGCGCAAGCCGCCGGGCACCAACUUCCGGAAGAAAUCUUGCACAAGACGAUCUAGAGCAACCCUGUGGAGGAGAACAUCGUUCCAAGUAUGCAAGUCGACUUGCAAAAGGUAGGUUAUUAGAACAUCAUCUUUGUAUAUCGCGAUACGGGGGGAAUUAUAUUGAGCAUGAGAAUAUCCUGGGAGAAAUUAUUCGAGAGGCUCGCAAGGGGCGGGGAGUUGCGACGCCCGUGUUAACGGUGUUGUAUGAGAUCACUACUGCUCUUCAGUGGAGAACUCGAAAGAAUAAGGGGCACAUA